Ostertagia ostertagi is the source of this 717-nucleotide messenger RNA. Lineage: Eukaryota; Metazoa; Nematoda; Chromadorea; Rhabditida; Trichostrongylidae. The record is from the annotation of a GenBank genome assembly.
AUGCAAGAGGAAGAUUUAUUGAACAGUACGAGUAUCGAAGGUGAAGGCCUACCAGUGGUACCGUUCCUACCACCCACAGAGGAACCCUCGUCAGCGGCAUUGGCGCUUUCUGUGGCUCUAGUCGGAUGUUUGACAGUCGCCAUAUGUGGAAAUGCUAGUCAGAUCGUUCUGCAGAUCUACACCAGACGUUUAACAUGGAAAAUCCCACCGCAGUGUUUCAUAGCAAUUCUUCUCUUCAUCAACUUUCUUGUUCCAUUAGGCUUACCGUCCGUGAUCUUGGAGAAACUCGUGCGAAUUUGGAUGUUCGGACGAUUGUCCUGUCAUGCGCAUCAUAUCCUCACAACUGCCGGACGAGUUGUCAUACCGUGGACUAUUGCAGCACUUCAUGGGUUUGUGGCACUGUCCCUCAGUCGACCGAAUCGUCUAACGCGUAUUGAAGGAGUGCUGGUAGCCAUGUCGUUUUCCUUCUUGACUCUUCUCGUUCUGCUCAUAGUCAUUCCACAGGGACUGGCUGCUGAGCUCGAACUGAUCCGUAAGGAUGAGAUCGAUAGCGAACAAUACAUCAUGCUGAUCCACACCUAUCGAUGUUACCUAAAGCCAGAAUUGUAUCCAGUGACGUAUUUGGCGAAGUUCGCUUUCGAAUUCGCUGUACCCGCUUGUGCUCUCCUGCUAUUUCCAACUACUGAUAACAUCGCGGGCCAAGUUAAAGUCGAGUAA